AGGUGUCAGCUCGUGGGGGGUGGUUGCGUCGGCUUCGCUGCGGUCGCUGCAAGCCUUGAAGACUCGCGUGGCCAGGCCGAUGCUGAUGCGAUCAGGCGUCUGAGCACUGUCCUCAGGCUGGGCAGGGCGUGGCAAACGGGCAAAAAGUACUGGCUGGUGAGGACUGGACCGUCGACGUCGCUCGGCUGAGCGCCCCAACUGCGGCGUUGCCAACACGGUACGAGUGGCGCCCGGGCCAUGAUGUCGUAUUGCGAAGAAGGCGGGGGGGAGAGAAAGAGGGGAGGGAAAAGACAGCAUCAAGGUUGAAGAGGGCUUUUCUGAGCCGCGCGCGUCCUAAUCGCAGCACCAGCGCCAUCAACGUCCCUACGGUUGAGGAAAGGCUGGCAUCGCGAACGAACGGUUGCGCACUGGCGCAUCCUGGGGGAAAAAAACGGAUUCGACAGCGUAGAGCAAAUUGGUAGCGGAGUGUGAAAGGAUGGCGGAAGAGUAUCCCGCAAAAUCGGAGAAAAGGAGAGGCGGAGGCAACGAGGGGGGGGGGACCAGAGGCCGACGCGGAGCCGUGCCUCCACGGGGCAGAGAGGCGCACAUUGGUCGGGAGGACGGCGCGCGCGCGCUCCGACGAGGUGCGCGCGGCGGGCGGGAACCGCGGGCUAGCGAGGCGGCCAGGCCGACGGCGGCGAGGCGUCGCUGGGGAGGCGGCGUGUGCGCGAGGCUGCUGGUGGAGGUGGAGAGAGCACAGGGCACGGCGGCGCGCACGCCGCGAGGUGGGGACGCACAAGGACAUGGUGGUACUGCGUGCCCUCCUCGGAGGCGUGCGUCCGGCCCGAGCAUACAGUAAUAGUACAACGAUCACGUAGCAGGUCGUUUCCCAAGCCCGCAACGGAGCAGGUACUGCAAAAUUUCUCGCCGCGCGCGUCGCCCAUGUGAGGGCGACGCGCACAUUGUAUCAAUACGUUUGGGUAGCGCCGAUGGGGGGGCCACGGAGCGGGCCGAGGGAGAGGGCCACGAGAAGCAGGAAGCGGCUCCCGAAUCAUUGGGAGAGAGAGGGGGACUACACAAAAAAGAGCGAGAUUCAGAGACUGGCGCGAACGGCAAGCGUGCCACGCAUCGGGCCCGAAAGAACGUCUCGGCAGCUCUGGCUCUGCGGCAUAUGCAUCAAAUAACGGCACGAGCGAGGAGUAACUGAGCGGGUGCGCGAGCCUGCUGAACGCGCCCUGCAUCUGCACGAGUCUCCUUCUGCAGCCGGAGCCGGCAACAAAAAUAGUCCUUCGUGAGAUUAAAACGAGGCAGCCACCCUCCCUGCCUGGCACCGCCUGGACAUGCAGGAAGAGGCAGUACCGCCCGCUCAUGAGGGCAGACUGGCGGAUCUGCUCUUCUAAAGCGAGCCCGAGUUCCCCCUCGGGGGGUGGGGGGGGAGCUGGCCCCCCCUCCC
This is a messenger RNA of Prorocentrum cordatum, 1432 nucleotides long. The record is from the annotation of a GenBank genome assembly. Lineage: Eukaryota; Dinophyceae; Prorocentrales; Prorocentraceae.